UACAGGAAGCAGUUACGUACUACAAGGAACAUGGCUGCUGCCGUCGGGAUGAGGACGUGGAUCUGUCCGGGCAAAGGAGUUUUGUACCCGUGGGGGGGACUCAUCAUUUGUGUUAUGUUCCUCAACACCAUACAUGCGGCUCUUGCCGCUCCAGAAACGGGGCUGUGGAAAAUCACAGUAGAAAAUAUUUCAAGGCCACUGCUGUUAAGAAAAUCCAUGUAUAAAGACACUGAUAUUGAACUAAAAGUUGUUUCUUUUGGCUGUCCGGAGGAAAUGACCUUCACAAUUCACUGGUAUUUAAAAUACUACCCCUGUCACAAUGAAUUCACUAAUAUAGAGGAAAUGUAUGAGAGAACGCCUUUGAGUCGUGGAGAGAGCCUGGACCCAAAUCCCCUUGGACAAGGAGAGUACAUUGAACAUGUGUACAGUCCCAUGAAGUGCGACAGAGUAAUGCGCUCUUUCCCAAUGCUCAAAAAAGCCAAGGCGGAACCACGUCAAGUUGUUCUACCUGUCGAGGGCAAAGUGCCAGAUCAAAAUUAUACCAGAUGGAUUACUGAGGAAGAAGAGAGCAGCAGCACCGCAAAGAACAGCAGCACAAAUAUCAGAGACAAUGUCAUAGCCACCACAUGGAAGGACGGGCCUUACCUGCUGGUUGUCAAGUUUCUGCCCAAUAAACAGGAGGUUCACUGGAAUUUGACAGUCAGUGUCGUGAUGAAAGGCAGCCACGGCUACAUUUCCAUCACAGAAUGGCCUCUCAUGAUUUUCUACAUGGUGAUGUGCAUCAUGUACAUCCUGUACGCCCUGCUGUGGUUCGUCUGGGCAGCGUGCUACUGGAAGGAUCUGCUGAGGAUCCAGUUCUGGAUAGCAGGGGUCAUAUUCCUCGGGAUGGUGGAGAUGGCCGUCUUCUGCGCUGAAUAUGAAAACACCAAUACUGUCGGCUCUGCAUCAUCAGGUUUGUUGAUCUUUGCUGAGCUGGUCUCCGCCCUCAAGAGGACUUUGGCUCGGUUGCUAGUUAUCAUUGUCAGUCUUGGAUAUGGCAUCGUAAAGCCUCGACUGGGGACAGUCAUGCACAGAGUUGUGGGGCUCGGUGUCCUCUACUUUGCCUUUGCUAGCAUCGAAGGUGUCCUGAGGAUUACUGGGGCAAAAGACUCUGACUUGGCCCUGCUGGCCAACAUUCCUCUGGCUCUGCUUGACUCCUCUCUAUGCUGGUGGAUCUUUGUCAGCCUGGCACAAACCAUCAAGACUCUGAAGCUACGGAGAAACCCUGUGAAGUUGUCUCUCUACAGACACUUUACAAACACACUGCUAUUUGCUGUGAUUGCUUCCAUCAUUUUCAUGGGUUGGACAGCAAAGAAAUUUCAUCUCGCAGACUGCCAGUCUGACUGGAUUGAGCUGUGGGUGGAGGAUGCUUUCUGGAGGUUCUUGUUCUCCAUCGUCCUGCUCGUCAUCAUGUUCUUAUGGAGGCCGUCUGCCAACAACCAGAGGUAUGCUUUUACACCUCUCAUCGAUGACUCUGACGAUGAGGAGAUAGAGGAGUUCGUCGCCUCGACGAACAUUGCUGAUGGUAUUAAAUUGAGAGCAAGUAAAAGUGAGUCAAAUGGCACAGCGAGGUCCACAGAUCCAAACCCAGAGGAUGACUUGAAGUGGGUGGAGGAUAACAUUCCCACCUCUCUUACCGACGUAGCUUUACCUGUCCUGCUCGACUCAGAUGAGGAAAUCAUGACAACAAAAUACGAGAUGUCGAAGCUGGAGUGAGGUAAAAUGUUCAUGUGAAGGAGGGCGAAUACAGCAGAAGUCCUUGACUCUGCCACCAGGGUUUUUCUCCAGAAUUUGCAGUCGGGUGACAUUAAGCUUCUCCAGAGGAUCCUCCUGAAUGUUUGCUACUCUGCAAGGAGGUGCAGGUCACAGUUUAGGAAGACCCCCGUUUCCUUUCCUCAACUUUUUCUCCCAGAAAAAGACUUGUCUUUUCAUCGACCAGUUCAUUAUUUUUCUUAUUCGAUCAGUUGUGAAGCUUUCUUUCCAAAGAGAAUGUUUCCUUUUUUUAUUGCCCCCAUUUGCUGUGUUUAUUUUAUUUUAUCUUAUGAUUAUGAAUUGAAUUUAAGUAGGGACCACAUGUAUGAAUGUACUGUACUUUCAAAUGUACAAGCACAUCUUUUUUUUCGGGGGUAUCUACAUAUUAUUGGUUGUUUUGAAGAACAAUUUCCUAUGGGGAAAACAAUUAAAAAGUGGUUUAUUUAAGCUCAUUUUGUAGCCAGAUGAGAGACUGUUGAUUGAUGUCUUGAAGGAGUUGUCUUAAUUACAUAAAGUUACCGUUGCAGAAAUUCGCUCAAAGGAAAAAGGCAUAGGUUUUUGCUCAUAUGCACUUUGAAGAUCAUAGCUGUGCCUACAUGUAUUUGUUGUGCGAGGUUGUCUCUUGAUUCAGGAAACCGGGCGUAUACAAGUUGUCAUUCAUGUUUGGAUUGAAACUACCUGAUGUUGUCAGUGUUGGUGUGUGUGUGUGUGCGAGAUGAAUCAUAAACUGGGUUUGCUAUCAUGUUGUGGACCUACUGUAUGUGUGUUUGGAGUGUGGUUUUGUGUCUUUUAAAAAAAUAAGGGGCAAUAUACUGUAUGUUUGUAGGUUGACAUGAUGGAGCAAUGUGAUUAAUUAUUUAUUUGUUGUUCUUUUUCAAGUGUACUUAUAAGUUGUUGAGGUGUGUGUUUACGUUGUGUGAUUCCGUUAUUAUUAUUAUUAUUAUUAUUAUUAUUAUUGUUGUUAUUUUUAAUAACCUGGAUCCUGAACAGUCUCACAAUGUUUUUGGGCAGACUGCAAACUGCUACGUGUACUUUAUUUCUUUCCAGUGUUUGCUGUCUUUGCCAAUGAAAUCGUCGAGUUGGUUUCAGAGACACUCUUAAUAACAUUCAUGGUUUUAAAGUCUUAAUAUGUUUUGGGUUGUUUUUUUUUUGUACUUCUAUUUGACAUUUUCAAAGUUGGAACACUGACAUUGUCUUCUUCAAGUAAAUGUAACAGCAGGUCAUCUGUACAUGUCAUCCCAUGUUAUGAUAAAAAAAAAAUGUAUGUGGUUAGCACAAGCUAAUCAUGUGAAUGGGUUUAUACUGUCACUUUCUCUUGGUUGGAAAAUUGAAAUAAUUGUGUUUACAAUGGCAGGCUGUCCCUCUGUUAUAUAAAGCUGCAGACACCUGCGGAGGACCUUUGAUUAUUUGUACAGAUGGGUUGUGGCUCAUUCCUGUUAUUUCAUAAUUCCAGAGGUGGAGCAGUGUCUGGAUAAUUUGACGUUUUCCUUUUCUACUUUUCACGAGUGUCAUGAAGAACUGGGUUCAAACUUUUUCGUACCGGCGGUUCUCCUGUCUUCCUUCUCGGGAAGUUUGUACACUCAAAAAGAAAUAUGAAAUAAAUCCAGGAGAAUGUUUGUUUCCUGGUUUAUUAUGUCCAGUAUUGGCAAUAAAAAAAAAUACACGCACA
Molecule: messenger RNA, 3460 nt
Organism: Solea senegalensis (Senegalese sole)
Lineage: Eukaryota; Metazoa; Chordata; Actinopteri; Pleuronectiformes; Soleidae
Gene: tmem87b
Product: transmembrane protein 87B
Exons: 19
Coding region: 31-1755 (574 amino acids)
Biological process (GO): retrograde transport, endosome to Golgi
Cellular component (GO): Golgi apparatus; membrane
Source: RefSeq, a predicted model, not a curated record